UAGAAGAAAGAGCAGGUCAGGUUUCUACUCCAUAUUCCUUGGUUUUCGUUGAAAAACAUUCAAAUCACAAACUUUCGAUUCCGUUGCAGUCAGGUCUGUCAGAAUGAAUACCAGCCACCGCAGCUCACUCGGCGGGACGUUUUCUGGUCCCCGGCAGCUGCAGGAAAGCAACCGUCUGCGAUGCGAGACCGAUGUGGAAGCGCAUUUCUGCUCUCCCGCGGGUGGAGCUGCUGCAAGAGCAACUCCUACCGCUGGCCCUACUGUCUCAACAAGGACCGGCAGCGAAAAUCCGAAUGCCAGCAAAGAAGCAGGUGACGACAGCGCUCCUCGUCCUCCUAGCAACGCCUUACUUCGGACCUACGCACCCGCCGAACUAGCGACGUAUUGGACGCGGCAGCGGUUGUUUAGUAGCUUGAUCAGGCGGUUGCAGACCGGGGGAAGAGAAACGAUCUUCUUCUGCAAUAUGCCUUCUAAUGGUCAUCAAAUUGCAGGUCGUUUGUCCUACACCGCAAAUUCAAACCCCUACAUCGCCGCACUAUCCGGCAAAAGCGGGGAUUGGCGGGCGAAUUUUCUCGGUGGAUUAGCCGCAGCGCUUUUCCCGGCGAACAGACCAAUAGACGGAGCAGCUGCAUGUGGGCGAGGGCGAUGUUCAAGUAGUAGCACGAGUGCCGCCUCAGUGUCGGCCUUUCAUCAACUCGGGCCCUCGGAACAGACAGAAGCGCCUGGAGGUGCGUCUGCUGCACCUGCACCCUUUCAACCGCUACCGCACAUUGAAAUCAGCUGUCAAGGACUGAAGGAUGAAGUAGGCAUGGGCACUAGUACAACCGCGACUGGAAAUGGAACGGCAAGCAGGACUUCGACAUCCGGCAGGACUGCUUCUGCGCCUGCCGCCGCUCAUCACAGCCAGCAGGGCGCGCAACUGGACGACUUGCUUCGCGGAUCCUACCCAGAAUCCUUCACCGAUGUGCACUCCGGGCUGUGGAAAGGCAAAGCUUUGCCGCGGAAACGGGUCGCGGUACACAGAAGAGAGGAAUUCUUGGAGGCGGUUUUGCCGAGGAUCAUUUUGGAUAAAGCUGUAGCUUCAACGAAUGAAAACGAGAACGACGAAUUUACCGGUACUAGCAGCGAUAAUUUCUACAGUGCAAUCGCUUUGCGAGUCUUCGUCACUAGUGAGGACUCCUCAGGCGUUGUCGCUACUACUCUUCCUGUGGGCAAUUCAUCAAAUCGGGCACCGACGGGGCAACAUCAACAAGCUCAGCCUCUGCGAGAUGAACCGGACUCCGCGAGAUCCCGGCAGAGGGACGCACAGCAAGAAGAACUACACCCGGGAGCUGCACCAGGGCCACAAGUUCAAGUGACGAACCGGAAGACUGGCGUGCUGACCUGUUUGUUCCUGAAUGGUAGGAAAAACGAUUUCCAAUCAGACCCGCACCUGCAAGCGCUGCUUUCCGAGCUCGCAGGCGGAGAUUGUGCUGGAAGAACAAAUAGGACCGGUCAUCUAGUACAGGGGAGAACAUCAAAAGCUGCGGCUCCCUCUACUACCUCCUCCUUUUCUUCGAUAUCCGCUCAUGUGAAAAGGAAGACAGAACUCAACCACUUCAUCGCCGAGACACUUCUGCUGACCAACGAGCAGCACGUGUCGCACCGGAACAACAGCACAAUCGGGCAGCGCGUGGCAGGAAAUUUUUCAAGUUCUUCCUCCUCGCCAGCCUCUUCGAGUGCCGAUGUUGCUGGAGUUGGUGCAGCGGCGGGAUCUUCCAAUAAAGCAGAUUUGGAUUUCACAGCGAGCUACGCCCUGGCAAGUGCCCGCUCCUCAAGGCGAUCUCUGGGGUUGUUAGCGGAUCAACAACACGGAGGCUCUUUUUCUGCUUCCGCAGAGAUGAGUUGCGGUAGUGAACAAGCUGAAGCUCCGCUCUCCUACAAGAUUCGGAUUGUGCUGGGCUGCGAAGCAGGAGACGAUCCUGCGUCCGCAACGCAUGAUGGAUCCGCUUUAAGCCGAGGGAAACUAAAUCAUUCCGAGCACCAGAAUUUCCUGUGGUGCAAAAGAAUCGCAACUUCCCUUGCCACCCUGGGCCCGGAGGCCGCUUUGCGAGACAUCACGAUCAAAAAGUGUGAUACAACGUCAACCUUGACGGCAGGGGCUACUUCUGCUUUUCGCCCGGGGAUGCCUCCAAAAAGCGGAAAUAGAGCGACCAGUACGGUCGAGGCCGCAUCGCAGAAGGAAAUAACCGCAACAGCAGGAGAACAACGGCAGGAACAAGAUGAAAACUACAAGACCAACGGUGGUACUGGUGGAGGAGCUGGAUUUUUCUCGGUUCCGGGCGUGCCAGACCGCGAACAGAUCCGGCACUUGCUGUGGUCAGCUGCCAGUCAAUACGGUGCGACGUCUAACAUUACUGUAAAUCGUGAAGAUGCCCCUACUUCUACUUCCGGUUCCGCCGUAGCUUCGUGUGGUGGAAGACACACACAUACACAUACCGCAGCUGCAGGAGGAGGUGGAGGCCCUCCCCAAAAAGCCUACCCCUUCGCGCCCACAUUAACCAGACGCCGCGCAAGCACAGUCUCCUCCCUGAACAGUGUGACGAAUAUUAAAGUAGACACCGUCGUCGCGGCCGUGGGCGCGAAAUUGCAGAAGAAGCUUGACGAGGCAAAAGCGGCUAUUCUGCUCGAGGAUGAAAAGUUGGUGCUGCAAGAGGAGAUGGAAGAGCUUCGGCUUGAUGUUCUACUACGUGGAUCAUCUUCACCACCGGGAGGUGUUGAUGCGCCAGGAGAUGAAGUGCCCGUCGCAUCAUCAGGAUUUGCACGACCAGGCGGGCCGGUUUUAAAAGUUGUCAAACAGCAGGACCAAAAAAACGCGAAACAGAUUUUGGGUGGAGACGUCAUCGGAAGCCGCGAAAAGAGGAUCAAGAGCGACUUCUCGUCACACACGCAAUCGUUCGUCUGCCACUCCAGCAAGCCAGAGCGACUAGAUAACCUUCGGGAACAAGUCGACAAGCGGCGGCGGCUUUGCGAUCAAGCGGAGCGGUUGCAUGAGGCGAUAGUGAACGGCAGUUCCGCGACGGAUGCGGAGUUCUUCCGGGCAGAGGACUUGCUGGAAGGGGACGAUAGUAAUGGAGAUCACAGACCACCGGAAGUAAAGCGGGUUGGAAUCACCGAAGACGAAGACGAGGAGCUUCAUCUUUAUCACAAUCCAACGACGCUGUCCUCUCUGGAGCGCAACGUGGACGCUCUGGACUCGCUCGUGACGAAGUGUUUGGACGAGAACAAAAGUAAAUCUACGAAAGGCGGGACCUCUCCUACUACAACCCCAGUCGUGCUCUUUCAGGAGAGGGUCGCGAAAGUCGUUGCUGCGAUGCAAGCGUGUGAACUGCGCCAGAUGAAGCAAAUGAGUUUGGAAGCAGCGGAAUACCAAGGGGCAGGCGGUGGAGGAGAUGACUUAGACUUCAUCUACAUCGGGACGAACGAUCAUCGGGAAACGACCGCAAAUUUUCGACGAGAAAAUGUUGAUCUCAACAAGAAAUGCAGCAGCUCUUGCGAAAAAUCGUCAACAUCAUACGAUAAUUGGAAAAUAUCGGUUUUUGGAGACGCGAUAAAGAAACACGACUACGUCCCGAUGGAGCUGAGACAGCAGCUGGCUGUGGUGAAUAUUUCUGGAGCAGAUGAAGAAGAAAAACUACUACAAGAAGCAAUGGACAAUAGUACCGAAACGACACCGAAUCCACAACGACAACAAGACCAAACUUUUGCAAAACCGGUCAAAACAAUUAAACGACGAUUCCUAGCACAGCAAGACCGUAAAACUUCCGACCGUGAACUUGUUCAACACCUGAUCCACCACCUCCCACCGGAUACCGGAAUUUCCGAUGCCACCUUCGCACACCUAAAAGCACCCAACUUGUCCGAACUGCACUACGCCACCGUCUUGGAGCCGGGUAGUUGGCAUAGUCUCGAACGUUUCGCGUUCGUUUGCGCCGCGCACGCGGACACGUUGGAAAGGCUGGUCAUUUCCGGAAACGGCGCGAUUGCGGAAACGUUGAAGGUCAUUCUCCCGCUUUUUGGAGAAAACUUGAAGUGUCUUGAGUUGGUGUUCGAGUUCGAGUGCCAGGUGGAGGAUUUCUGUUCAGAGUUGGAAAAGUCGAUGUUGAUGACUCUCGGAAGCAAGAAACAGCAGGUGGGAGCUCCUCUUCCGUCUGUGUUGAGUCGUGAAGGUCAUGUGAAAACCACAGUAAGAGUAAGUGUAAGACGGGGACGGGGCGCAGUACAGGGAAGUUCUAUUAAUACGAGGAGUACUAGAGCAGCGGGUGGGACCAGUGCUAGGAACUACCAGCAAACGAGAGGAGGACACGAUUUGUUGCGCACCGAUCGAGCACAAUUCCAGCUACCACCAAAGCUGAUUAUCGGCACUGUCUGCGGGCGGAAGAUAAACAAGCGACAAUACGACGAGGCAGAGCUGCUGGCGCAGCAAACUGCUGCGGGUACGAAAACAGAUUUCCACAACAUCGAUUCGCCCAGAAGCAGCUGUAAAAGUCAAGCUCAGCGUCGCACCCUCUCGCCUGCAGUGAUCGCAAAGCUGAUUCGGACGAUUUUGCACAGUCACAAAACACUAGAACAUCUUGCCGUCGACGAGUCUUUGACGAGCGAAGCGUUGCUAAGGCUCUGUCAGGAGGUUGUGCAGGUAGUAAAACUUCAGCCCAACGAAGAUAAGGGUCGUCGUACUAGCGCUGCUGGAAUACAACCCCCAGCUGCACCGAAUAAACAAAAGAAGGACGUGAAAAAGAAGACCCGCAGGGCACGCCCUGAACCUCCAUUCGCCGGAGAGCUAAGGAUUUUGGAGUUUGACCAGUCUGUCUUGAGCUUUCAAGCGGUUGGAAUGUUUUUGCGGACGAUUCUUGGCGGAGGUAGUGGCAAUAGUCAACAAGUACUAGGAGAUGGAGACCAUGACCGACAAAUUCUGUUUCCCGCACUGGAAUUCUUUCAUGUCUCCAUUCCGAAGCUGCACAACGAUGAAAACUUUGAUGCGGACGAAUUCUUCUCCGAGGACCAGGUUCAGGACAAAGUCAACACGAAAAAGGAUACAACCACCUCCGCCCUGGUGACAUCCAACCUCCCAACCUCUCUGGCUCAAUUGUGCCGGGAAGCCGCGAAGGUGAUGGCACAAGAACGGAAAAAGGAAAUCAACAUACCCGGAGUGCUGAUGUCAAUGGAAAAAAUUAUGUCGUGAUAAGAUAACCUCAUGAUAUAUUUCUUGCACUGGUGCAUUGAUUUUAUAGUAAAGGAGAAGAACAAAACACAGACGAGGAAGCUUCUGGAAGAUGCGAUAUAGAUGUCGUUCUCGGUACUGCAACCGUCCCCGCGAAAUUGAAAACUGACUACAUGGUUGUUUCGGCGCGUUGAAUUUUUGGAGAUCUGUUUGGUGAACGAAGACCCAAAGUGUCAAG
This is a messenger RNA of Amoebophrya sp. A120, 5438 nucleotides long. The record is from the annotation of a GenBank genome assembly. Lineage: Eukaryota; Dinophyceae; Syndiniales; Amoebophryaceae.